GACGAAGCACAGUGAUGGGUGGAUUUCUCGUCAUCGCUGGAGAUGGCCUAACAGUAACUUCCAUAGGUCCACUAGAAUUUGUCAAGUCUCCAACGUUGAAAAGUUCCAUGGAAGAAAUGGUAGAAAAGUAAAGGAAUUGACAGAUGCAAAGCACGGCUACUUUUAUUGCAACUCUGCACCGGGGGAGCCAUCCAGACGCACGCAAGUGCCUCUUCUCUGGUUGUGUUGGAGACUGGAGAAACGGCUGCCAAGGAUCAGAUCAUCUCGUCUCCGUUUUGGCCAUCAUCCGAUCCAAGCACAGCAAAGAAAUACUUUGGCAACACCAUUUUCAAAGAGGUCGUAUGGCAUCAGUGCUGCUGCUCGGAGUUGCAAUCAUGCUGUACCUAGCCUCUACAUCAGCUCAGCCUGCCAUCAACUGCCAGACACAUUGUGGCGAUGUCGAAAUUCCUUAUCCAUUUGGCAUUGGUGCAGGCUGUGCUAUAGAAAAAGGCUUUGAAAUCAAUUGUAACAAGACCGAAGAUGGAACUAAAAAGCCGUUCAUUGUUAACAUCGAAGUUCUAAAUAUCUCAGUGUCCCGUGGCAAAACACGGGCGUUAAACUCCAUCUCAACAUAUUGCUACAACCGUAACACAACAGAAAUGGAAGACAAUCGGUGGUGGCUUUCCUUCUCCGGAUGGCCGUAUCGGUUCUCCAAUGUGGACAACAAGUUUAUAGUCAUUGGCUGCAACACGCUCGCAUAUGUGUACAGGACAGGAUAUACGACUGCAUGUGCAUCAGUGUGUGGGAGCACGGAGGACCUCACGAAUGGUUCAUGCGUUGGUGUAGGCUGCUGCCAAAAUGCCAUACCCAAGGGCUUAAAUCACUAUGAUGUCUAUUUCUACAGAGUAUACAAUGAUUCAAAUAGCUGGGAGUUCAACCGAUGCAGCUACGCUGCGCUGGUGGAAACAGAGUCAUUUAAUUUCAGCAGCGAGUACAUAACCACUACGAGGUUUAACGAGACCUACAAGGGACAGCAGCCGCUGGUGCUGGACUGGGCAAUUGGAAAUGAAACAUGCGAGGUGGCCAGGAACAAGCCCUCUUACGCAUGCCGUGAUAGAAACAGCCUCUGUGUGGAUUCGACCAAUGGCCCAGGGUAUCUAUGCAAUUGCUCAAAGGGGUAUGAAGGGAACCCUUAUAUCUCUGAUGGAUGCAAAGAUGUCGAUGAAUGUAAGAAGAAUCCAAGCCCAUGCCCUAAGGGUGCAGGUUGCCACAACACAAUAGGAGAGUACCGAUGUUCAUGUCCUCCAGGCAGAAAGCUGGCAAAAGAGACAAACUCUUGCAACCCAGACAUCAACCUUAUCAUAGGUAUUUGCAUCGGCUCCAUUGCUCUAGUGAUUAUCAUUUUCUGCAUGCGUGUAAUUUUUGAAAGGCGAAAGCUUACAAUUGUCAAGAAACAAUAUUUUCAGCAACAUGGAGGGAUUCUAUUAUUCGAGAAGAUGAAAUCUGACCAGGGACUUGCAUUCACGGUGUUUACUGAAUCAGAACUAGAACAAGCAACAAGCAAAUUUGACAAAAGCCAAAUUCUUGGUCAUGGAGGCCACGGCACUGUGUACAAGGGAAUAAUGAAGGAUAACAUUACAGUGGCAAUAAAAAAAUGUGCAUUAAUCGAUGACAGGCAUAAGAAGGAAUUUGGUAAAGAAAUGCUGAUUCUUUCCCAGAUAAAUCAUAAGAAUAUUGUUAAGCUGUUGGGUUGUUGCCUUGAAGUGGACGUCCCGAUGCUAGUAUAUGAAUUCAUUCCAAAUGGAACAUUGUUUGAUCUUAUUCAUGGCAAGAACCGGACAUCGCAUAUCCCUUUCAGUUCUCUCUUGAGGAUUGUGAAUGAGGCAGCUGAUGGGCUUGCCUUUUUACAUUCUUAUGCAAAUCCACCGAUUCUACAUGGUGAUGUGAAGACCUCUAACAUCCUUCUUGACGAGAAUUAUAUGGCAAAGGUAUCAGAUUUUGGUGCCUCUAUACUAGCACCAACUGAUGAAGCCCAGUACGUGACAAUGGUUCAAGGGACAUGUGGUUAUCUGGAUCCUGAAUAUAUGCAAACAUGCCGGUUGACAGACAAGAGUGAUGUUUAUAGCUUUGGUGUCGUCCUUUUGGAGAUCCUUACUGGGCAGAAGCCAUUAAAACUCGAUGACCAUGAGCUACAACGGAGCUUAUCCUCAAGUUUCUUAUUGGCUAUGAAGGAGAAUAAUCUUGAUGCUAUGUUGGACAGUCAAAUAAGAGGGCAUGAGAGCAUGGAGUUGCUUAGAGGACUUGCAGAGCUAGCUAAGCACUGCUUGGAUAUGUGUGGUGAUAACCGGCCCUCUAUGAAAGAGGUAUCCGAGGAGCUUAGCAGAUUAAGAAAACUUUCAAAACAUCCUUGGAUACAACGUGACAGUGAGACAGAGAGCUUUCUCGCUGGACAAUCAACUACCAGGUUUGAAAUAGAACAAAGCACGGAGUACCCAGGAAAGGAUGAGGAAAUGCCAAUGAACCAAAGCAGUUCUUACUUUGUCAGGUGAAAAUGAAAAGGUGAUGUGCUUAUACCAAGUAUACUUUAGCCGAUGGCACUGCUCGGAAGAAAAUGCUAUUACUGCUAGUACUUAUAUUUCAUUAAUUUUAUUGUAACUCAUUAGACAUUGUCUUGGUUUGAGGUUGCAUAGACAUAUCAUAAUUUAGAAUGAUCAAUUGUUCCAUGUUACAAGCUGGGGGCCCUACCCAAUGCUAUCCCACUCUCCAUGAAAAAUUAUGUGAACUUUCUCUAGAAGUUGGAGUAAAUAGAUAAAUCACUACUCAUGCCAA
Molecule: messenger RNA, 2808 nt
Organism: Phragmites australis (common reed)
Lineage: Eukaryota; Viridiplantae; Streptophyta; Magnoliopsida; Poales; Poaceae
Product: putative wall-associated receptor kinase-like 16
Exons: 4
Coding region: 144-2528 (794 amino acids)
Biological process (GO): cell surface receptor signaling pathway; protein phosphorylation
Cellular component (GO): plasma membrane
Molecular function (GO): protein serine/threonine kinase activity; calcium ion binding; ATP binding
Source: RefSeq, a predicted model, not a curated record